AUGUCUGAGCAGUUGAGAGACUUACCAGGCAUACACUCUAGGGAGGAAUCUAUUGAUUGCGAACUUGUUGAAGAGAUUGUCAAACACGUGUAUGAAAAAAUAUUUCCCACGCAACAAAUUGGAAUUAACUCGAGGCUGCUGGAGAUAAAACAUUUGCUUUGCAAGCAACCUUGGGGCAUCCGUCGCAUAGGAAUCUGGGGUAUGCCUGGCAUAGGCAAAACGACACUUGCUAAAGCCUUCUUUGACCAAGUCUCUGGAAGCUAUGAAGUUUCUUGUUUCAUCAAACACUUUGACAAAGCUUUCCACGAGAAGGGAUUGUACCGUUUGUGGGAUGAACAUUUUGGCAAAAUUCUUAAGGAAAUUCCUCGUGUAUGCAGUAGCAUUACAAGACCUAGUCUCCCUUGUGAGAAAAUAAGCAAGAAGAGAACUCUUGUUGUUCUUGAUGACGUGCAAAAUCCUUUAGUAGCCGAGUCUUUCCUUAGAGGGUUUCAUUGGUUUGGCCCAGGAAGCCUAAUCAUCAUAACCUCCAGAGAUAAAAGAGUUUUCCGCCUUUGUCAGAUUAGUCACGUGUAUGAAGUUAAGAGCUUAAAUGAGAAUGAGGCUCUGCAGAUGAUCUCUCGGUGUGCAUUCGGAGAAGAUAUAAAAGAACAAAAUCGCCCGGAACUGGAACUAUCAAAGAGAGUGAAUGACUAUGCUAAUGGAAAUCCAUUAGCCCUCAGCUUUUACGGCAGCGAGCUUAAAGGAAAGAAUCUGUCAGAAAUGAAGACCACAUUCCUUAACUUCGAGCUACAAACUCCAAAUAUGUUUCAGGAUUUACUUAACAGCAGCUACGAAACACUUAAUGACAACGAGAAGGAAAUUUUUCUGGACAUUGCUUGUUUCUUCAAGGGAAAUGAUGUUGAGUAUGUGAAGCAACUGCUUGAUGGGUGUGGUAUGUUUCCACAUGUUGGGAUUGAUGUUCUUAUGGAGAAGUGUCUGGUGACUCUUUCAAAAAACAGAGUUGAAAUGCAUAGAAUUGUCCAAAACUUUGGCAGAGAACUAAACAACAGAGAAACAAUAGGGAACGAGAGGGGUCGCAGGCUGUGGGAACCUUCUACCAUCAAAUUUCUACUUGAAGCAAAUGGACAACAUCCCGAAGAAACCAGUAAAAGAGCUCUGGUCACGGAAGACAUCAAAGCCAUAUCUCUGCAUUCAGCGGAUUUGCGCUUUGAUGUGAAACCCACUGCUUUUGUAAAUAUGCUUAACCUUAGAUUCCUGAAGAUUUAUUAUUUCAAUGAUGAAAGCAUUUCUGGACUCCGCCUUCCAGAAGGACUCGACUCUCUGCCUGAUGGGCUAAGACUCCUCCACUGGGAGAAGUAUCCUUUGCAGUCCUUGCCACAAGAUUUUGACACAUGCCACCUUGUUCAACUCAAUAUGCCUUACAGUCAGCUUCAGAAACUUUGGAGAGGAACCAAGAAUCUCGAUAUGCUGAAGAUGGCGAGGCUAUGCCACUCCCUGCAGCUGACUGAAAUUGAUGAUAUAUGUAAAGCUCAAAACAUCGAGUUAAUAGAUCUUGAAGGUUGUACAAAACUUCAAAGUUUUCCAGCGACGGAUCAGUUACAGCAUCUCCGAGUUGUAAACCUCUCAGGUUGCAGUGUGAUCAAAAAUUUCCCAUUGCUUUCACCAAAUAUUGAGGAACUUAAUCUUCAUGGAACUGCCAUUAGAGAGUUACAAAUAUCCAUUGGAAAUGCCACCAAUCUCAAGAAGUUAUAUCUUAGUGGAUGUUCAAGUCUGACGCGGCUUCCCUCCUCGAUUUGGCAUGCAUCUAAUCUUGAAAUACUGGACCUCAGUAAUUGCUCAAGUCUUAUGGAGCUUCCUUCUUCCAUCAGAAAUGAUACUAGUCUUGAGAGUUUGAAUUUGGAAUACUGCUUAAGUUUGGGGGAACUCCCUUCGUCCAUUGGAAAUGCCACUAAACUUAAGAAAUUGUGUCUUCGUGGAUGUUCGGGUCUUGUGAAGCUCCCCUCUUCGAUAGGGAAUGCUAUUAAUCUUCAAGAGUUGAAUCUUGAAUAUUGUUCAGGCAUGGUGGAGCUCCCCUCAUCGUUUGCAAAUGCCACUAAUCUUAAGAAAUUAUAUCUUACUGGAUGCUUAAGUUUGGAUGAGCUCCCUUCGUCCAUUAGGAAUUCAACUAGUCUAAUAUCUAUAGAUCUCGAUGAUGAAAAUAGCCUGCCUAUUGUUACUGUUAGCGACAACUCAGGAUCAAGGUGUAUUGAGGUUAGGCAUGCAAAGAGAGGGAAGUUCUACAUCCUGGAGGGUGAACAAAAGGAUGAACACUCAGUGUCCUUAACUUUUCGUCUUGUAUAUGAGAAUGGAUGUAAACUGAUCAUCUCUUGUUUCUCUAUCUAUCAAACUAACGACACUGCUUAUAAGGUGUCCAGGGAGAUGACUGAGCUACUCGAGUUAACUGACCUUCACGUCACCUUUAUAGCGGAACUGAUUGAUAUAUUACUUGUCAACUUGAUACCCACCUGGAAAACCAGGGUUACAGUUGAUCAUAUCAUUCAUCCACUACGGAAUGAUCGGAGUGAAGCUACGACUCAGACAGGAGAGGCAAGUGAUUUUCGUUAUUAUGUACCGGUUAGUCACUCGGAAACCUCAGAUUCCUCAGAGGAAGGUGAGACUGAAGAAAAAGAGGGGAGCUCCAAUCAUGAAGCAAACGAACAAGGUCGCUUGGAGGAAGAAAAGAGAUUAAGACAGGAACUGGUGGUGAUAGAAGCUGAGUAUCUAGAAGAAAUGAAAGCGAUAACAAGGAAACGAAAAGCCAUAAUGGAGACAAAGAAAAAGUUGUCUCUGAUAUAAAUACCACAGGUUGACUAGGUACAAAACCGAAAAAAAAUCGAGUGUUGUAA
This is a messenger RNA of Raphanus sativus (radish), 2885 nucleotides long. RefSeq names its product disease resistance protein RRS1B-like. The record is from RefSeq and is a predicted model, not a curated record. Gene Ontology annotation, molecular function: protein binding; ADP binding. The transcript is spliced from 6 exons. Bases 1 to 2835 code for a protein of 944 amino acids. Lineage: Eukaryota; Viridiplantae; Streptophyta; Magnoliopsida; Brassicales; Brassicaceae. Gene Ontology annotation, biological process: defense response.